AUGCCGGACCAGAAGAACGAUAGUAAGAAGAGCGGUCUGCGUGGUAUAUUCAAACGGAAAGAGUCCAGUCCAGGCUCCGCAAAACCUGCCAGCGAUACGAUCAGCAAGCCGCAAGACGAGCAGAGUCAGCGACCACGAGUUCGGAGGACAUACACACCUCGAUAUGUUGAGCGAGACAUGAUCUUGUCAGUACCUGUGGAAGAUCGACCUGAUCUGGUUGCCAAGGCAAAGGAGACGAAUUUGAAGCGGACGUGUUCAGAUAUUGGCUUUUCCACCGGCUCUUCUUCACGGUCAUCAUCUUCGCAUGCCAGAACAGCAUCGCUGAACUUGAACGCAGUUUCAACACAUCCGAACCUGCACAUCAGCCGUAAUGCUACAUUUGAUCCAGCGACUCCGGGUAGCUCCAGCAGCAGUCUACGCAGUUUGGCGAUGCAGAGGCACUCGUCGAUGCCAGCAGUACCUCUUUACAGGGACAUGCAGUGGAAGGGCCUCUCAUACAACGGGCCGCCUGCCUUUCCCCAGAGGCCACGCCCAAGAACCAUACAAAGCCAGGCGAACAUACCACAGAUGAUUCCAGAGUCGCAGGUCGAGAACGUGGAUGGAGCCAUGCAGGAGAUGAGUCUUUCUGCUGAAGAAGGCGAGCAGGCGGAUAAUGAUGCGUCUAGCAGAGCAUCGACGCCAAGCUUUGGCUACACACCGGAGAUUGCUCGACGUCCCAACCCGGCACCUGUGCGGCAAAAGCCUUACUUCACUCACAAGGGACCACUCCCAGACUUGCGGUCCAAGACAGACAAGGGUAAAGGGAAGGAACAAGCAGGGGACUGGGAAGUGGAGGAAAGCACAUCUUCUGAUGUAUACGAACGGCCAUCGCACCGAGCCUGGGAUGAGCCAAUGUCGAACUAUGUGAUCAGCACGAAGCCCCUGCGUGCUUCUCAGACCUCCCCAGCCCGUCUGGCGCCCCCACCGCCACCGCCACCUUCAAACUCAGGAUCAUCUGCAUCGUCAGCAUCGAACAAUUUCGUUGAACAGACAAAAGACUCACGGGCCCCUUCACUUACCGAAUCCGAGUCCAACACGACAGAUCGAUCCUCUGCGUAUAUCCGUGGUUCGCCGAGGAGCAGUUCAGUCAGCACAGCCUUGACCAGUGACGCCGAGGAUGGCAAGACGGAAAAGACAGUGAAGCUGGAAGACGAAUCUGGCGAGUCCGUGAAGUCCAGUCCAUACGCCGAGGGUGAGGAUGAGACGGAGUCGAAGCACGCCGACACCAUUCAGCGGGCUGAGGUGUCUCUGUGA
Messenger RNA from Zasmidium cellare ATCC 36951, 1293 nucleotides. RefSeq lists its product as uncharacterized. Lineage: Eukaryota; Fungi; Ascomycota; Dothideomycetes; Mycosphaerellales; Mycosphaerellaceae. The coding region runs from base 1 to 1293 and encodes 430 amino acids. The record is from RefSeq and is a predicted model, not a curated record. The transcript has 2 exons.